AACCACCACCGUGGCCACCACCACAACUACUACUACGGUUGCCGGUCGUGCACACGAUAUAUUUCGUAUUUUCCUCGACCUCGCGCGCUCGCCGCCGCCGCCGCAGUCGAUCGCUCCGCGUCACAUACGCACUCACGUUCCACGUCUGUUCGCGUUCGCAUUGCGUUGUGUUUCGCUCCGUGUUCGCGCGCCGAGUGUUCAAAAGUUCGGGUUAAGGUCAAUUUAUUUUUUUAAUUUUUUUUUUUCGUUCCCCUUAUCUCUCUUCGUCUCGUGCUGGGUUUUCACCGAUCUUCCGUAUCGCUCUCCCGUCGCCCUCGACCCUCGGUUUAGCAGUGCCUUUCCACCCCGUCGUCGUCGUUCUCGUGCCGUCCGCCUGUUCGGUAGGGAAAUUAAAUAACGACAUCGAUUGACGGCCGUCGUCGAGACGUACGUCUUCACCGUCCGCUCACGCGAUCCGCGAUAAACGCGAGUGGUGGUCCGCCUCCUAAUUAACCCCCACGUAUCGUUGUUAUCGAGGACCGACACGACCACGAAGAUGAACAAGUGGUGGCUGACCGGCACAGCGGUCUUGCUGCUGGUCGUCUGCGCGGCCGACGCCAAGAAGAAGUGGAAAGCCGACGAAGACUUCGAGUUCGAAGAGGAAAACUCAAAGCCAAAUGAUAUUGGAAAGUUUGGAGAGAAAAAGAGAUGGAUUCAUGAUCCAAAUAGUGACCUUUGCACACCUCUACGGUGCAAGAAAAAAGAGUUGUGUCUACUAGAAGAUGCGUACACAGCAGUAUGUGUGAGUAAAAAAGAAAUUCAUAAGAACGGUGAUGUUAUCAUUAGCCGAGAGAAAUUUAUUGCGGAGGAAGCAGCUCGAAAGAAGGCUCUCGAAGAAGCCCUAGCCGAAGAUGAAAAUGAUGAAGACGAUGAUGAUGACAUCGAAGAAGAUGACGAAGAUGAUGAUGAUAUAUUCUAUGACAGCGGAAUUAGCAGUUCAUUGUCAACAAACAAUAGAUGCAAUCCGUGCCCUGUUAUGAAACCUACCUUCCUGUGUGGUUCUGACAAUCGUACGUACAGUUCAUUGUGCCGUCUAGAUUAUCAUAAUUGUCUUCAUACAACUAACAUAAAAGUGAAUUGCAAAGGAUUUUGUCCGUGCAAAGAACAAGAAGAUGUCGAACGUAAGAAACAAAAACAAGCAGAACGUAUGACAAACUUCAUGAACAAAUAUAAAGCAACAUUGGAAAACGAAAAAUUGAAACAGAGCACUAUAGCUCCAGUAUCCAAGUAUGAAGAAAAGUAUAUUUUUGCUCCUGAAGACUUCAAGUAUGAGAACAAACACUACAAAUACAUCAAAUAUAUAAAAAAUAACAAUCAGAUAUUCAAGAAUUCUAUUAUCGAACCGGUAAAAGACAAACGACAUGAAAAAAUGGAUAAUGAAGUAAUCGCAACCAAUCAAAUAUCUCAUCCUUCUUGGAACAAAGAAUGUCCCCCAUCUGCAUUGCAAUCUAUGGGUGACCGUCUGUUAGACUGGUUUUCAGUAAUCAUGGCUGAUGCUAAACGUAGACGUACAAAGAAUAAGGGAAAAGCUGUAAAAUUCAUCAACGGUUGCAAAUGGGAAGUUCGUUGGAUGUACCAACAUCUAGAUUUAGAUUCCGACGGUAAAUUGUCAUUACAAGAACUUUACGACUUAGAACAUGAUAAAAAUGAAAUGUGCAUUAAACCUUUCUUGGACACAUGUGAUACUGAUGGUGACAUUUUUGUGAAUCCUUAUGAAUGGUGUCGAUGCUUUGAUAAAACUGAUCGUCCAUGUACAGCUAUUAAGCGAAGAAUAUCACCUAAUGCUCUUGGUGUGUAUAUCCCUGCCUGUGAUGCUGAAGGAUAUUAUGAGCAUACUCAGUGUCAUUCUUCAGUUGGUAUGUGUUGGUGUGUUGACAAACACGGUGUUGAAGUACCUAACUCACGUGUUAGAGGAAAACCAAAUUGCUCCUUAUGGUACGGAAAGGAAGACAACCAAAAAGAUAAAUCUUUGGACAAUGGUAUUUUAGACAGUGAUACAGACAUGGAUGAUGAAGAUGGAGACUCAGAAGUAGAAGGCAGUGCAGAUCAGUCAUUAGAAUUUUAAAUAACACUACAUCACUCUG
Messenger RNA from Sipha flava (yellow sugarcane aphid), 2123 nucleotides. It is a transcript of the gene Cow, whose product is annotated as proteoglycan Cow. Gene Ontology annotation, biological process: establishment of protein localization to extracellular region. Gene Ontology annotation, molecular function: protein binding; calcium ion binding. Lineage: Eukaryota; Metazoa; Arthropoda; Insecta; Hemiptera; Aphididae. The record is from RefSeq and is a predicted model, not a curated record. The transcript has 10 exons. Bases 536 to 2104 code for a protein of 522 amino acids.